This is a messenger RNA of Prionailurus viverrinus (fishing cat), 314 nucleotides long. Its product is annotated as histone H4. The transcript has a single exon. Gene Ontology annotation, cellular component: nucleosome. Gene Ontology annotation, molecular function: protein heterodimerization activity; structural constituent of chromatin; DNA binding. Bases 1 to 312 code for a protein of 103 amino acids. Gene Ontology annotation, biological process: nucleosome assembly. NCBI's taxonomy places the organism in Eukaryota, Metazoa, Chordata, Mammalia, Carnivora, Felidae. The record is from RefSeq and is a predicted model, not a curated record.
AUGUCAGGUCGCGGCAAAGGCGGGAAGGGCCUGGGCAAGGGGGGCGCCAAGCGCCACCGCAAGGUGCUGCGCGACAACAUCCAGGGCAUCACGAAGCCCGCCAUCCGGCGGCUGGCCCGGCGCGGCGGCGUCAAGCGCAUCUCCGGCCUCAUCUACGAGGAGACCCGCGGGGUGCUCAAGGUGUUCCUGGAGAACGUGAUCCGGGACGCCGUCACCUACACGGAGCACGCCAAGCGCAAGACGGUCACGGCCAUGGACGUGGUGUACGCGCUCAAGCGCCAGGGCCGCACCCUCUACGGCUUCGGGGGCUAAAG